AUUCCUCCGGAGAUCGUUCGAUUCGCAUCAUUCUGCGCUCAAUUCUUGAUUUAUUUCGCAAGAACUUUCCUUCUUCCGCUGCAUCUCCAGCUGCAUUCCCAACCAACGACUGCUUCAGUAGCUGCAGUGUAUCCUGUCUUGGGCGGCAUAGUGUCGACGCCAGUGGAAAAAGCUGUCCGACUAUCGCCUCAUCCGCCCAGUCUGCGUGCUAGACGACUAUCAACGCGCGCACGCGCUGGCUGUCCCCAGAAAGAAAACCCGCCGCAACGUCACCUCCCGUCACACUCACAGGCCGAUAAAGCGUUUCAACCCCGCGGUCAUGAGUUGAGGGACAAGAAACGAGGCACACCCCGCGGCAAUAUUGACGAUUUUUGCUUUUUCUCUACUCUUCUCUUUUUCUCGGUCUCAACAAGUUCGAGUAACCCAAGACGCAGCCAUGGCUCGGAGAUAUAUGAUCCCGUGGCUAUAUGACCUGGGGGUGUGGAUUUUCACCCUCUGUCUGGACAUUUUCUUCCGCGAGGUCUACUCUCGCGGUGCAUGGCGGAUCCCCAAGCGGGGCCCCGUCAUCAUUGUUGCCGCCCCCCAUGCUAAUCAAUUUGUGGAUUCGAUCCUGCUGAUGCGCAUCAUGAAGUACUAUGCGGACCGUCGCAUCUCGUUCCUGAUCGCCGACAAGUCGAUGCGCGAACCUUAUAUUGGAACUAUGGCUGGAUGUAUGGGGGCGCUGCCCGUUGUGCGGUCGAUGGAUCAUGUCAAGCCCGCAAAGGGUGAAAUCUACCUCCCAGACCCGGAGAACGACCCGACAUUGCUCAAGGGACGCGAUUGCGAUUUCACGAGUGAGCAGUUCAUGGUGGGCGGGACCAUUAUCCUCCCCCGUGUAGGCAAGUCGAGUCCCGAGCAACAGGCAAUCGAGGAGAUCAUAGAUGCGAACACGAUCCGACUGCGCAAGCCGUUCAAGACGUUUGAGAAAGACCAUCCUCUCUAUGCUGCUCUGCGUAAGGGAACCAACUUCAAGAUCGCUCCCCACAUCAACCAGAGCAAAAUGUUUGAUGCAGUGUACCGCGAACUGAUUGCUGGUGGCUGCAUCGGUAUCUUCCCCGAAGGUGGCAGUCACGAUCGCCCCAGCCUUCUCCCAUUGAAGGCUGGUGUGGCUAUUAUCGCUUUGGGCACACUGGCGCUGGAUCCCAACUGCGGGCUGUCCAUCAUCCCGUGUGGUAUGAACUACUUCCAUCCGAACAAGUUCCGCUCUCGUGCCGUGGUGGAAUUCGGAAACCCCGUUCAGGUGCACCCGGAUCAGAUUGAAGCGUUCAAGGCUGGUGGAAACUCCAAGCGGAAUGCGGUGGGCUCUCUCUUGGAAACGAUCACAGAGGCAUUGACUACCGUGACCCAACAAGCUCCUGACCAUGAGACAUUGAUGGUCAUUCAGGCCACUCGUCGACUGUACAAACCGCUCAGGAUGAAGCUGCCCCUUCCGGUCGUCAUCGAGCUCAACAGACGUCUCCUUAAAGGCUACACCCAGUUCAAAGACGAACCAAAGGUACUUCAACUCAAGAAAGCCAUCUCUGACUACAACCGCCGACUUCGUGCUGUGGGAAUUCGCGACCACCAAGUUGAAUGGGGCGACGUCAAGCACCGCCCCUGGUGGCUGGUUCUGGGCACCUUGCUCUACCGUGUCGGCGAACUUCUGACCCUGGCCGUUGGCACUCUACCCUCCGUCGCCCUCUUCUGGCCCGUCUUCGUCACCGCCAAGGUUGUCUCGAUGAAAAAGCAACGUGCUGCGCUAGCCAACUCGGUCGUGAAACUCGAGGGCCGUGACGUCGUCGGCAGUUGGAAGAUCUUGGUCGCCAUGGGUCUCGCCCCAGCGCUUUACACUUGGUACACUGUUAUUGUGACCAUCUGGCUACACUACUGCCGCCAUGAUGGAUUCUACGCUUCUGUCGUCCCGUGGUGGAUAAACGCCCGGACUUACAUUUCCGACUCAAUUCCCCUGGCACUCUUUUCCAUCUUCUUCUUCGGCCUCAUGAUCUCUGUCUCCUUCGCCGGUCUCCGCAUUGGCGAAAUUGGCAUUGACGUCCUCAAGUCUCUGCCCCCUCUCUUCGUCGCUCUCGACCCUCGCUCCGCCAGCUCACUCGCCAAACUUCGCGCCGAGCGUCAAGCUCUCUCUGCCAAAGUUGUCGACGUAAUCGACAACUUCGCCCCUGAAAUCUUCCCGGACUUCGAAUCCGAGAAACUGAUCGACCAUGAACAUCCCGGAGACGAUACCUACCAGUCUCGCCUCAAGAGUAUGCCCCCCAGUGAGCCCGAGAGCCGCAAUCGCAGCGCCAGCCGCAACGGACGCAGCCGCUCCCGCAGCGCUGGGUUCAAUCUGUAUGAGACCUUCCUCAAGCCCCUCAGUAUCAAGUCCAAGGAUGACCUCGGCGAAGUCAACCGCCGCAUUCGGGACUCGAUGCAGGAACGCGGGCGCCAACGCGUUCGCGAGGAGUACGACCAAGACGGGGACGAAGAAGUGGUGUCCUUGGACGGGUCGGCCAGCGUCGGUAGUGGCGAUGUAGUCGUCGUGGAAGAGAUGAAGAAAACGAAAUGAUUUAAUGGGUGUGUUUUGGGUGGCGACUAUGAUGUUGAGGCUGGCUAUAUGGGUAUUUCUUUAUAUCUUGAAGGAUUGUGACUACGCGCCAGCUGAGAGUGUAGCUUGGCAGCAAUUUCUUUCGGGUAUUUGCCCCGGACUGAGAAGUCAUGUUGUGG
Molecule: messenger RNA, 2739 nt
Organism: Aspergillus uvarum CBS 121591
Lineage: Eukaryota; Fungi; Ascomycota; Eurotiomycetes; Eurotiales; Aspergillaceae
Product: glycerol-3-phosphate acyltransferase Sct1
Exons: 1
Coding region: 437-2581 (714 amino acids)
Biological process (GO): phospholipid biosynthetic process
Cellular component (GO): endoplasmic reticulum membrane
Molecular function (GO): glycerone-phosphate O-acyltransferase activity; glycerol-3-phosphate O-acyltransferase activity
Source: RefSeq, a predicted model, not a curated record